AAAGUUUAGGGUCGUGUUAACGAUUUUGAUUGUUGAGGAGGGUUUGAAUAACUGUACGCAUAAUUAGGCUUUUGUUUUUUUUCUUGGCAGACACCGAACCGUGAAGUCCGUCUAUACUAGCGGACCGUACUUUGCAGCGUCGCCAUCCUCCAUCUUCAAACCAAAUUUUAGUACUGUAUGACAGAGAAUGGGAGUGAGCAGAUUGAGGGAGUUUAUCGCCAAUAACAAAGUAUUAUUCGAUAAAGCAUUCUUUGUGGUCCAAUUUCUCUGCUUCCUGCAUCUCAAAAAUAACACUCACAUCAGCACUGUCGUUCUCACCUCCGGCCCCAGCAUGCUUCCGACCCUGAACAUCACCGCUGACCUUCUCCUGGCAGAGCGGCUCUCACAUCGGUUCGGCAAGGUGGAACCUGGAGACAUUGUUCUUGUACGGUCACCUGUGGCUCCCCGGAAGGUUGUGACAAAACGUGUGAUUGGUAUGGAGGGUCACAGUAUGACCUAUGUUGUAGACCCUAAUAGCAGCGAUAGAUGUGAGACAAUUGUGGUUCCGAAGGGGCAUCUCUGGGUACAGGGAGAUAACAUCUAUGCUUCCACUGAUUCCAGGCGUUUUGGUCCCGUUCCUUAUGGCCUUCUUGAAGGCAAAGUCUUUUGGAGGAUAUGGCCACCUAAAGACUUUGGACCUUUGGAGAAAGAGCUAGAUAAGUGAUUUAAUCUUGAAUGGUAAACUUUUCUAAGCCAUGCUGCCACAGAUAUAUGUUAAGCAAUCAGUAUUAUUUAAGAUCUAUAUGAUUUUGAAAUCUUGUUUUGGCUUUUAUGCGCUGUUUCCUGCGAGAGAUUGCCACUGCAAUCCCACUUUGUUAUCGUGACAUUCGCUAAGAAAGAAGAGACAAUGAAGUUAUGGUGAAGAGAGCAAAUCACCCAAUUGAUUAGGUAAAUUAUAUCAUUAGAAUGAACUUUUUGGUAUAUCCUUGAAGUUAUUGAUGGACAGACUCCAUCCAAUUCUUUGAGAGCAAGAGACUGUAAUUCAUAUAGGCCAUUUCAUUCCCUGAUAAGAGACUAAUUGGCAACGGUUGAAAACAGCCAUAACUAAGUGCUGUAAUCAGUGGUGUUUGGUUUUGAAAUUUUAAUCAUAAAUAGGAUUGUCGUAAGGCUCUUUAGUAACUCAGGAGGCCUUUGCUCUCACGACAAGUGCUCAUGGUCAUUGCUGCUUCUUAGAAUGAUUGGGAUGUCAGUUUAUGAGGCUCCCUCUUUCGGUUUUAAGGUAGGCGGAAGGAAAAGUUUCGAGCUAUCGCUGUCCCGUGUACUCUAUGCAACAAUUUCUUCUUUUGCCAAAUGCUAAUGUGAGUAUAAAGGCACUCUUUGUUGCAUCAAAUCAUUUAAAAUAUACUCCCUUUAUGCAUACCCAUUUUAGAGCUAAAGUCUAAGAACAUGGCCUUGUGGCUCAGAAAAUAGCAGGUCUUCAAGUUCACGUGGAGUUUUUCUUUGUGAAGAACAUGUAAAACUUGACACUAGUUGCUUACAAGUAAUGUGCGUUUGUUUUUCUUUUUCUUUUCCUUUUGACAAGCUAAAAGUAAUGUUCUAACUCUUCUUUUGUGAAGAAGUAUUUUGCAGAUAAAUUGCACCUCUUUACUGUCUAAACGUAAUGGCGUAACUCAUUUGAGAGAGUUGACAAACAACUUGAUUUGAGAAUGGACAGGGGGCGACAUAUAUUGCCGAUAGCAAUAUUCUUGCAUCUUGGAUGAUCUUUGAGAAGACUGAGCAGGUGCACCAGUCAUGGGAGUACUGCAGACUUUCGCAGUUGAGGGAGCAGUGAACUCGGACAACCCGCGAUUGAGAUGUUGGGUUGACGAUCGAUAGACCAGUCUUAUAAACUCAGUUUUCAUUCAAUUUAUACAAGUUGCAGGUUUUCAUGACUGCAUCCUUUGGGGGAUCUGUUGAUUUUGGCAUUAUUUGCAUACUUUUUAAGUGAUAAAACCAUGCUUAUUUGGACACA
Tripterygium wilfordii is the source of this 1990-nucleotide messenger RNA. RefSeq names its product mitochondrial inner membrane protease subunit 1-like. The transcript has 4 exons. The record is from RefSeq and is a predicted model, not a curated record. Gene Ontology annotation, molecular function: serine-type endopeptidase activity. Lineage: Eukaryota; Viridiplantae; Streptophyta; Magnoliopsida; Celastrales; Celastraceae. Gene Ontology annotation, cellular component: membrane; mitochondrial inner membrane peptidase complex. Bases 188 to 703 code for a protein of 171 amino acids.